Colletotrichum destructivum is the source of this 1347-nucleotide messenger RNA. RefSeq lists its product as uncharacterized. NCBI's taxonomy places the organism in Eukaryota, Fungi, Ascomycota, Sordariomycetes, Glomerellales, Glomerellaceae. Gene Ontology annotation, biological process: mitochondrial proton-transporting ATP synthase complex assembly. The transcript has a single exon. Bases 109 to 1083 code for a protein of 324 amino acids. The record is from RefSeq and is a predicted model, not a curated record. Gene Ontology annotation, cellular component: mitochondrion.
CUCUCUCCAGACAAUUCGUUCCGUCACCACAACCAAUACCACCACCCGCAGUCUGUCCGUCAAACUACAAUCUACAGAAGAGCGAAAACCCAUAAUCAACCACCUAUAAUGGCGUCCUGCCGCAUCCCCGCCCUCCGGCAUAUUGUCACCUCGUCGGCGCGCGCCUUCCGCGCCUCGAACCAGCGCCGCUGGGCCCAGGUCCACGACGUGCGCUUCCUUGCCACGACCCAACAGCCCCGAACCGUCGUAGAGAAAUACCGUGCCAAGCUCGAACAGAAGGCGCGUCAGGAAGGCGUCUCCACCAUUGACGAGCUCAAGGCUGCCUACUCGGAGAAGAUCCAGGAAGAGAAGAAGAAGGACGCCAUCUCGGUCCCCGGACUCGACAGCCUCCUCAAUGACGAGCCCGCGCCGAAGGCGAUACCCACAACAGCCACCAACGCAUCUGAAGGCGGCGCCGCCCCGGCCAACGCCUCCCAGCAGCAGCAGCCGCCGCUCCCUGGCUCCUCGGGCAACGGCAUCAAGCCCCUGGACGAGAUCCUCGACCUCCCCAAGGUGCGCGAGCUGCCCGACAAGGAGCUCACGGCGAUCUGGCGUCUGCGCCACGCCUCCGACCCGACGAGCCUCUGCGCCGUGAUCCCGACCCCGGCAUACCGCACCAUGGAGGCUCUCGCGCGGCAGAACCCGCAGUUCAUACUGCCGGUGCCGCACGAGCAGCAAGGCGCCGAGAUCCACUUCCUGCAGUGGGUGUUCGACAAGGCAUCGCGGACGGCAACGGUCAUGUUCACGCAGCUGGCCGAGUUUAAGGCGCGCGGCGAGUACGCGCAACCACACACGACCAUCACGCACCACACGGACCUGGCGGACGAUAGGGGCGUUGUGCUGAUGCAGGGCAAGUGCUUGGAGGACCGGGGCGUCAAGACGGCGCACGCACAGUGGCUUGUUAUGUGCCUGCAGAGAUUCUACGGCGACGCCGAGGGCAAGGAAAGGGCGGCGGAGAGGCAGAAGCUGCUGGAGUGGUUCCGUACCGGCGACGAGAGGUUCAGCGUUGAGAAGCUGCUGGAUGAGGCCGAACGCAUCAGCUGAUUUGCGGCUUGACAGAGGAGAGGAAGGGGGCGUAACUAAGCAUUUUUGCGCUCGUUGGUACGAUACUGAAGAUUCGUGGUGCACCCACGUGUGCCACUUCGAUGAGAACCUGGAACCGGGAGCGUGUCGACUUAGGCUAAUUCAUCUGUGAGAUAAGUUUAGAGGAUUAGCCUCGAGAGGGGUUUUUUGUAGGUUUUAUUUUUGUACAAAUGACCCAAUGGGAUGUGUAGAAGAACACAUAUAUACCAAAUUUCUAUUGCUCCG